Messenger RNA from Onychostoma macrolepis, 1867 nucleotides. RefSeq names its product zinc finger protein 776-like. Gene Ontology annotation, molecular function: RNA polymerase II cis-regulatory region sequence-specific DNA binding; DNA-binding transcription factor activity, RNA polymerase II-specific. The record is from RefSeq and is a predicted model, not a curated record. Bases 371 to 967 code for a protein of 198 amino acids. NCBI's taxonomy places the organism in Eukaryota, Metazoa, Chordata, Actinopteri, Cypriniformes, Cyprinidae. The transcript has 2 exons. Gene Ontology annotation, biological process: regulation of transcription by RNA polymerase II.
UGCUCCUAUGUCUGCAGCCAGACCCUCUUGGUCGAGCGGCCAAUUCAGACCGGAAGCGCUCAUGUUCAAGUUCACCGAGUAAAAUCACGCGUCAUUUUUGUCCCGCGCAUUGCAACCAAGCGAAUAAGCUUUGCUUCGCUACUUUUCGUAGAUGUAACACAUUAGAAACUCUUGAAUUCUCGUGUUGUGUAGUUUGUUGAUGUGAUCCAGUGGGUUUGAGUGGGUUUGUCCGUCUGUAUCAGAUCCAUCCAACUUUACAGGUGAAAUCAGCUGAAUGUGUUCUGAUCAUAUGAUUUAACGGUGUGACAGCGACAUCAGCUUACAGUUUAACAGGUUAAGGAAUGCCAGUCAUUCUCUCUACAGGUGUGAUAUGGAGAAUCUAGAGAUGGCCAGAUUGAGCUUUGAAAUGGUGGAUGAGAUGCAUAAAGAAGCAGAAAUCAAACCAAAUUAUCUGGCAAAGCAGCUUCAGGGCCACGGCGAGUACAUCUGCAGCGUUUGCGGAGAUGGCACCUUCUCGCUCGCUCGGCUGAACAAACACAUGCAGUUCCACGACCGCGAUCGCCCAUUUCCCUGCGAGCUCUGCGGCAAACGCUUCGGCCAUCGCAGCCAUCAUACGGAGCACCAGCGUGUUCAUACAGGCGCCCGGCCGUAUACCUGUGACCGCUGUGAAUGGGCCUUUACCACCCGCCACAACCUGAAACGCCACCAGCUCGUCCAUGAUAAAGAGCAGACAUACAGCUGCAAUGUGUGUGGUCUUCUCUUCUGCCAGGAGCAUCAAAUGGGCAACGUGAGGAGCAUCAUGAGGGUCCGUCAUGAGCAACGCAGGUCUCAGAUGCAUCCAAAACUCAAGUAUAAAACCAGUCAGAAGAAAAUACACAAAAGCCUCAAGAAACUUGGCAGAGAUACUUUUGAAAGGCUGAACACCAGAAUCCAGAGGAUUGCUUAUGACAUUGAGGUUGUGUUGUGAAGAAUAUCGACUGCAUUAAUGCUAGUCAACAUACUUUAGGCUUUUUUUGUGGCCAGUGUGAUUGCAACAAUCGCAGACAUGUUUUUUCGUUGUGCUAAUAAGGAGCAGGGCCGUUGGUUUUCCCAUAUAUAAUCUGCAACAUUUGCCAGUAGAGCUUCUGCUUUAACAUUGUCGUAAUGCAAGUGAUGUAGUUUUGAUACGUCGCUGCUCUCGUGUUCGGUAUAAACGCAUCACUGUAGUUUGUUUACAGUUUCUAAGUGACAUUUUCUGUAUUAAUAUAUUUUUCAGUUGCUGUUUGGUGUUUGUAUUUCAGCUAAGUCUCAUAACUGUGCAUCUACUCAUUCUUUAUGAAAAUUCAGUUCUUCUGGUUCGCGUUCAUCAAGUUCAAAAUAUAAAGAGAAAAGUUGUUUGAGGAAAUGAUCAUAAACUAGAUGUCUCUGAGAUAAAAUCAGCAGUAAAAAAAAAAAUACAAAGGAAUGUUUUUGUUGAAACUCUUGUGCACUUUUGGAUUUAAAUCCAUCAAUCUAUCAGAAACCACAGAGCGGUUAAAGAAAGCUGUUAAAAGUGGUCAAACUGAAUGCUUUUAAAGGAGUCUGGAGCCAAACUCCUUUAUAUCUAUAGCCGCUAUAGUGUAGCGAUGCAGAUCUAAGACAAUGAGUAGCAUUACUACGUCUUAAGUGAUUUUCUAAAGAUGCUGGAAUGGACAACAGUAUCCAUCAGAAAUAUACAUCUUUGAUAUUUCUAUAAUGUUCUUUUAGCAGUGCAUUUUUUUUUUUUUUUUUUUUUUAAUAAUGCUGUUCACUUUAGACUUUUAACUGUUUUUCUUAGCUUAAAAUGUUGUGCUUUUAUUAUUUAAAAUGGUUUUAUUUCUGCUUCUCAAGGCCUGUUUUUGUUGUGCCU